Molecule: messenger RNA, 1904 nt
Organism: Sinocyclocheilus rhinocerous
Lineage: Eukaryota; Metazoa; Chordata; Actinopteri; Cypriniformes; Cyprinidae
Product: oxytocin receptor-like
Exons: 2
Coding region: 388-1482 (364 amino acids)
Biological process (GO): cellular response to hormone stimulus; G protein-coupled receptor signaling pathway; positive regulation of vasoconstriction
Cellular component (GO): plasma membrane
Molecular function (GO): vasopressin receptor activity; peptide binding
Source: RefSeq, a predicted model, not a curated record
UGGUGCAACUUAUUGGUUUUAGCCACUUAAGUAAUGAAAUGGAGAUAACCUAUGUUGGCUACAUUAUAAAUACAACUCUAUCUGGAAGGUCCAGAGUAAAUAUUUAUUAAGCAAAAUUGACAGAGAGCGAAUGUCUUUGUAUAAAGAACAUAUAGUCCAUCUUUUCAGCUUGUGGAUUUCUGAAUACCAUCUUAUGCUCAUAAGUAUUUGUAUGAAAGACCCUCCCCCAUCCAUCAGAGCAACCUAUAGAACCUCUAGUCUCCGCUCACCCUCACACACACUAAAGAUGUGCAGACGCGUGAAUACUGACAGUCUUGUGCGCACUGGGACAGUUAAACUGCACCUACUGAACUUGAACUAGUUUAAGACUCUUAAGAUAUUAAGAAAAUGCCUGUGCUUACAUUAAACUUAAGCAAUGCAACUUUGGAGAUGGAAGCCACCGGAGACGAACCCCGGAACGAGCAUUUAGCUCAAAUCGAGAUCGCGCUGCUGAGCGUCAUCUUUCUCUGCUCAUCAGCUCUGAACUUUGGUCUGCUGCUGGUUUUGUGGAAGAAGAGACAGCAGAUGUCCAGGAUGCGCGUGUUUGUGACCCAUCUCUGUUUGGCGGACCUGGUGGUCGCCUUUUUCCAGGUGUGUCCACAGCUGAUGUGGGACAUAACAGACCGUUUCAUCGGCCCUGACCUCGUAUGUCGUUUGGUCAAGUAUCUGCAGGUCGUCGGCAUGUUCGCCUCCACUUAUAUGAUAGUUGUGAUGACUGUUGACCGUUAUCAGGCGAUCUGCAACCCCAUGGUGACUUUCCAGAGGCGGCGCGCGCACUGGAACUUGCCCGUGUGCGUCGCGUGGCUCGUGUCGUUCGUCUUCAGCGUCCCGCAACUGUUUAUUUUCUCCAGGGUUCAGAUCGCCCCGGGUGUCUACGACUGCUGGGCAGAGUUCAUUCAGCCGUGGGGACCUAAAGCGUACAUGACGUGGACGACGUUGGUGAUAUUUCUGGUGCCCAUCGUAACUGUGACGGUGUGCCAGGUGCGCAUCUGCCGCGCGCUGCAGAUCAAUCUGUACCUGAAGACCCAGCAGCAGCAGCAGCAGCAGCAGGGAGGUGAUGGUGGACACCCGCACCCUCUUUCCUCCAGAACCAGCAACGUGGCGUCGGUGUCUAAAUCUCGGAUUAAGACCGUGAAGAUGACGGUGGUGAUCGUGCUUGCCUACACCGUGUGCUGGGCUCCGUUCUUCACCGUUCAGCUGUGGUCUGUGUGGGACGCGGACGCUCCGACUGAGACUGCAACCUUCACCAUCCUCAUGUUGCUGGCGAGCCUGAACAGUGUUGCCAAUCCGUGUAUCUACCUACUUUUCACCUUGAAGUCCCCCAAACUGUUGGGAACUCUACUGUGCAUGAAACACACAGACAUGAAGGAGUCACUGCCUGAGGAGGCUACGAUGGUCAGCUCUCUGUAUCUGAGCUUUAAAAGCCAGUCUGAAAAUCGAUGAAAAUGAAACACUAACAAACAUGUCCAAAUGCAUGCAAAUGCUACGAACAUGUACCAUAUUAGUAUUCUUCAAACUACUAAGUACGAUGUAAAUAGAACAUGCAUAUGGUUCACCACUGUAUAUAUCACAGUACCACAUCACUGUACCAUGGUACUAGCACAGUACUUCUCUGUAAAUAAAAUCACUAGGCAUCUCAUUGUGGAGUUGUCUCCAUAUAUUGAAGCAUAUCAAAUUCAGAUUCAUUUUUACAUUGAAUUAAUGUUAUGUGAAUUUACUUUCCUCCUACCCUGAAAAGAUUUUUUUUCUUCAAAAACUUUUAUUAUUUCUAUUAUUUAACUCUACAUAACAAGCAGGAAAUUGCUCACAGUGUGUACUGUCCUAAUCACAAUCACAGUGGUGUACAAAAUACAGUGUCUUUAAAU